Alligator sinensis (Chinese alligator) is the source of this 4968-nucleotide messenger RNA. It is a transcript of the gene VPS54, whose product is annotated as VPS54, GARP complex subunit. The transcript is spliced from 24 exons. Bases 223 to 3153 code for a protein of 976 amino acids. Gene Ontology annotation, cellular component: GARP complex. NCBI's taxonomy places the organism in Eukaryota, Metazoa, Chordata, Crocodylia, Alligatoridae. Gene Ontology annotation, molecular function: syntaxin binding. The record is from RefSeq and is a predicted model, not a curated record. Gene Ontology annotation, biological process: retrograde transport, endosome to Golgi; Golgi to vacuole transport.
CUGCGCCGAGCGCCAGCGACGUGUCGCUGCGGAGGCGCCGCCGAUGCGCUAGGCCGCGCCGCAGCCACCACCACCGCCGCAGGUCAUCAGCAUAUCACUUUGAGUCGUGCACCCCAGCUUUUGUAGCCUGUGUGAUGGAACUGGAACAGAUAUGAAGACUGCCUCCCUGAGAGAUUCUUGGAGUAUUGUCAGUAAGCUACUGUCAAGUGGUGAUUUUAUGCAAUGGCAUCAAGCCACAGUUCUUCACCAGUGCCUCAGUCAAACAGCAUUGAUGCAUUCUUUAAAAAGGAAAUGGAUUCUGCUAAACGCUUUCAACCUGUGCAGUCACUGCCAGAUGUGUGUCCCAAGGAACCUACAGGUGAUCCUAAUAGUUUAUGUGACAGCCCAUCUCUAGUUGCAGAUCAGCAUCGAUGGACUAUUUUUCAUUCCAAAGUAAACCUCCCAGCAGCGCUAAAUGAUCCUAGGUUAGCAAAAAGGGAAUCUGAUUUCUUUACAAAAACAUGGGGACAGGACUUUGUGGACACAGAAGUCACGCCUUCAUUCUACCUCCCACAGAUUAACAAGGAACUUUUUGCACCAUACCAACAGGACAUCACUCAGAGAGAGAAGAUUCAUGAAAGAUGCAAGAAUAUUUGUCCUCCUAAAGAUACUUUUGACAGGACUCUCUUACAUAUUCAUGAUAAAUCCAGGACAGAUCUGGAACAAGUACCUAAGAUUUUUAUGAAACCAGAUUUUGCCUUGGAAGAUUCCUUAACAUUUAAUGCCGUUUUACCAUGGUCUCAUUUUAGUACUGCUGGAGGAAAAGGAAAUCGUGAUGCAGCUUCCUCUAAGUUGCUUCAAGAAAAGCUGAGCCAUUAUCUGGAUAUUGUAGAGGUAAAUAUUGCUCAUCAGAUUUCUCUACGCUCAGAAGCAUUUUUUCAUGCAAUGACCUCUCAGCAUGAACUGCAGGACUACCUCAGGAAAACCUCCCACGCUGUAAAAAUGCUUCGAGAUAAAAUCUCCCAAAUUGAUAAAGUUAUGUGCGAGGGAUCACUUCGAGUUUUGAGACUCUCACUUACCCGAAAUAACUGUAUAAAAGCAUACAACAAACUGAAGCUAAUGGCGACUGUACACCAAACACAACCUACUGUACAGCUGCUGCUCUCCACAUCCGAAUUUGUUGGAGCACUGGAUUUAAUAGCAACAACACAGGAAGUUCUACAGCAGGAGCUUCAAGGCAUUCACAGUUUCCGGCAUCUUGGAUCACAGCUUUGUGAAUUAGAAAAACUGAUUGACAAAAUGAUGAUUGCAGAGUUUUCUACUUAUGCUCACACUGAUUUAAAUAGACCACUAGAAGAUGAUUGUCAAAUUUUAGAAGAGGAAAGGCUCAUAUCACUAGUAUUUGGACUUUUAAAACAAAGAAAACUAAAUUUUUAUGAAAUAUAUGGUGAUGAAAUGAUCAUUACAGCAAAGAAUAUAAUUAAACAGUGUGUUGUUAGCACAGUAUCGCAAAUAGAAGAAAUAGAUAUAGAAGUUGUCAUUAAACUUGCAGACCAAAUGAGAAUGAUGAAUUUUCCUCAGUGGUUUGAUCUACUGAAGAGUGUUUUUUCUAAAUUUACUAUCUUCCUCAAAAGAAUUAAGGCAACAUUAAAUGUUAUUCGUAGCGUGGUUCUUUUGGUUCUAGACAAGAACCAAAAGACCAGGGAGCAGGAGGAAACUUCAUUGCAGAAGAACUCUACAAAAGACAAUAUUGUGGACACAGAAGUGGCUUAUUUGACUCAUGAUGGCAUGUUUAUCAGUGAUGCAUUCGGUGAGAGAGAGAUCCCAUCUGUAGCAGUUGACACUACCUCUCAAAGAAAUGUUUCCCCGAAUAGUGAGCCUUCCAACAGUGAUUCAGUCUCUGAACCAGAAUGCACUACUGACUCUUCAUCCAGCAAAGAGCAAACAUCAUCUUCUGUUACACCAGGGGGAGUGGAAAUUAUCAUCAGCGAUGACAUGAAGCUGACUGACCUGGAACUGGGCAAGCUGGCAAAUAACAUUCAAGAGUUGCUUUAUAGUGCCUCUGAUAUCUGCCAUGAUCGAUCUGUCAAGUUCCUCAUGGCAAGGGCAAAGGAUGGCUUCCUGGAGAAGCUGAAUUCUAAUGAAUUUGUUGCCCUUUCUCGACUAAUGGAAGGAUUUAUCUUAGACACCGAACAAAUCUGUGGCCGAAAAAGCAUGUCAUUGCGCGGAGCGCUUCAGAGUCAAGCUAAUAGAUUUGUGAAUAGAUUCCAUGAGGAGAGAAAAACAAAGCUCAGUCUGCUACUAGAUAAUGAGCGCUGGAAGCAAGCUGAAGUUCCUGCAGAGUUUCAGGAUCUUGUUGAUUCUGUAGCUGAAGGCAAGAUUACUCUACCUGAAAAAAAGGCAGUUGCUGAAGAAAGAAAGCCAGCUGACUUCCUCAUUGUCGAAGGACAAAAAUAUGCUGUGGUUGGAACAGUGUUGCUGUUAAUAAGAAUAAUCCUUGAGUACUGCCAGUGUGUGGAUAACAUCCCAUCUAUCACUACUGACAUGCUUACUCGUCUGUCUGAUUUACUAAAGUAUUUCAACUCCAGAAGCUGCCAACUAGUGCUUGGAGCAGGUGCAUUGCAAGUUGUUGGUCUGAAAACAAUAACUACAAAGAAUUUAGCUCUCUCCUCACGUUGCCUACAGUUAAUAGUACACUACAUUCCCACUAUCCGGGCUCAUUUCGAAGCUCGGCUGCAGCAUAAGCAGUUCAGCGUGCUCAGGCAUUUUGACCACAUCACUAAGGAUUAUCAUGACCACAUAGCUGAAAUUUCAGCAAAGCUUGUAGCCAUAAUGGAUAGCUUAUUUGACAAACUCUUAUCCAAGUAUGAAGUGAAAGCUCCUGUUCCUUCAGCCUGCUUCAGGAAUAUUUGUAAGCAAAUGGCAAAGAUGCAUGAAGCUAUAUAUGACCUCAUUCCCGAGGAACAAACCCAGAUGUUAUUUUUAAGAAUUAAUGCGAGCUACAAACUUCAUUUGAAGAGGCAGCUAGCUCACCUAAAUGUAGUCAAUGAUGGAGGACCUCAGAAUGGACUGGUUACAUCAGAUGUAGCGUUUUACACUGGAAACCUUCAAGCUUUAAAAGGCCUUAAGAAUCUAGAUCUAAACAUGGCUGAAAUCUGGGAGCAGAAGAGGUGAUGAUAAUCCACUGGAAGCAGUCAGUUGGCUCUGACAAGAAAAUGUCUUGCUUUCAAGGAGCUUGAAGCCUGUGAGGUGAAUACUUAAGGCUGGAGGCCACGAGAGGACCUUAUUGCUAUUUGGGGAAACUAAAUUCCAAGUGAGCUGCAGGGGUUGACCUUUCAGUGACCUUCAGCAAGAAAAAAAGUGAUCAGCUGUCUGUGCAAUGUUUUUCAUUCUUUCUGGAAACAGACUCAGGUUUCUUUGGACCAAAUCCAAAAGAACACAUAGCUGUAACACAGCUGUAGUUGUCUAGAAUGCUCUGUAUAUCUUUAUAUUAAAAAGAUGCUUUGCAUUUCCUCUAGUGCAAUGGAAGUCACAUGGUGUCCCACUUUAAUGAUGGUACAAUAUAAAAUCUUGCAGUUGAACUCUGUAGAAAAAUGUUUUUCUCUAUGAAACUAUGCUGUUCUAAAAUUUAUUUUUUUACAGAUCUUUAUACAAAUAAACAGCUUUUGAUUGCUUACAUAUAGGAUUCAGAUUUGUUAGGAAGCAGUCCAUGUUUCAGGGUAUUUCUCACUGCUGGGUUCUUAUACUGCCACCAGGAAGAUUUUUUUAGUAGAGUCUGGUUCACUUAAGCCAUUUUCUAGUGGCUAGAUUUGGAAGUGAUAACUAUUAGCACUGAUCAGAAAAACAUACUGGACGUAGUAAUGUUCAGAAGUAGUAUAAGGGCUGGUGUUCACAUACUUCACAUAGAUACCAAACCCAUCCUAUUCAUGGUGGAAGCAGAGUACCUCUUUGCAAGAUCCAUCAACAGUGGACUUUCAGUACUUUGCCAAUUCCUAUACACACAGGCCUGUCCCACCCACUUUUUUUUGUUAAUUUUAAACACGGCAUUAACAGUGUAUAUUUUAAGAGGAGGAAGGGACAGGGCAAGUGGUGUAGAAAUAAUUUUAAAAUGAGAGGCUGCUGUACACUUGUAAAGCUACACCACUGCAGUACAGGGAGGUGUGAGGUGAUGACAAACUAGUUUAAUUUAUUGAAAACUUGUUUUUAAUACUACCUUUUAACACUGGAAGAUACCAGUACUCAGUAAAAGUGCCUGUGUAUUUCACCUCACAACUUUUUACCUAAACAUAGUCCGAGUGCCUAACCUUGUGAUGAUUAUGUACAAUGGAAUGGUCUACAGUGUUUGUGUGCCUAUGGUUUCUUCAGACAGGCAUGCUUAUCUUAACACAACAGAUGUCAUUAAAUGUCAAUCAAAAUAAAGCUAUAAAAAUCACACUUGUUUUUAAAGACCAACUUCUUUAAUGAUACAGGCCAGUGUUUUACUAAGCUUACAAAAUAAGUUGCCUACGUGUAAAUACAAUAGAAGCAUAAAGAAGUUUGAAAGAAUGAUCACCAGGAUGAGUCUUAUUUUAAAACGUACAUAAAUUUAGAAAUAAGUUAUUUUCAUUUGGGUCAACACAUGAUUAGUAUGAACAUGAGCACAGUCAAUAUGAUAUUCUUUAUGUUGCUUCAGAGAAGGGAGAUCAAAUUGAAGACAUUAAAAAGGAGAUCCACUCUUAACUAGAACAUUCAUACACAGAGGUAUUCUCCUAUAUUCAAUUCUUUGAGCAAGUUUGAAUCGGCAACAAAUCCAGCUGUCUUGCAAGACAUAAAGGAGGUAUUGACAAACUUACCCCAAUCUGAUUGGGGGUAUAUUUCUGAUGUGAUAGCAUGGCAUCUGUAAAUGUGAACUAUUAAAGUUAUGUGGCGGUGAAGAAAGUGACUAGGACUAUAUAAUACUUGUGAGCACUUGAAAUACAGGUUCUUAAUAGCUUACUUCCUGUAGUAGCA